Messenger RNA from Apodemus sylvaticus (European woodmouse), 5898 nucleotides. RefSeq names its product divergent protein kinase domain 2B (gene Dipk2b). NCBI's taxonomy places the organism in Eukaryota, Metazoa, Chordata, Mammalia, Rodentia, Muridae. The record is from RefSeq and is a predicted model, not a curated record. The coding region runs from base 102 to 1409 and encodes 435 amino acids. The transcript has 5 exons.
AUCCUGCAGCCAGCUGCUUUUGGCAGCUUCCUUUUUAGUCAGGCCUAACCUCUGUGCAGCUGAGUGCUCCUCUGACCACCACGGCUGCAGCACAGCGCACGAUGGAGCCCCGACGGCCCGGGACUACAGCUACUGCCUUCCACCAAUGCUGGCUAGCUUGGCUGCUGCUGUGGGUCUUAACCCUAAGCUGUUCUUUCUCCUUGCCAGCUUCUCUCCCUCCUUCUCUGGUACCCCGAGUCAGAAGCAGCUUCACUCUGGGAAAGACAUUCCUCGGCCUUGAUAAAUGCAAUGCCUGCAUCGGGACAUCCAUUUGUAAGAAGUUCUUUAAAGAAGAAAUAAGGUUUGACAACUCACUGGCUUCCCACCUGGGACUGACUCAUCAGGACUUGCAGUCUUAUCCUGCAAAUUACUCAGAUGACUCUAAAACCUGGCGCCCUGUGGAGAUUUCUCGACUGGUCAGCAAGUACCAAAGUGAGAUCUCUGACAGGAGGAUCUGUGCCUCUGCGUCAGCACCAAAGACCUGCAGCAUUGAACGCAUCCUUCGGAAAACAGGGAGGUUCCAGAAAUGGCUGCAGGCCAAGCGCCUCACACCUGACUUGGUGCAGGGCUUGCCCAGUCCCUUCCUGCGCUGCCCUUCACAAAGACUCUUGGACCGUGUGGUUCGACGCUAUGCUGAAGUAGUCGAUGCAGGCAGCAUCUUCAUGGACCACUUCACUGACCGUGACAAGCUGCGUCUCCUCUACACACUGGCUGUCAAUGCACACCCCAUCAUCCUGCAGAUCUUCCCUGGAGCAGAGGGCUGGCCGAUGCCCAAGUACCUGGGCUCCUGUGGUAGAUUCCUGGUCAGUACCAGCACCAGACCGCUGCAAGAAUUUUAUGAUGCUUCUCCAGAGCAGGCUGCUGACCUUGCCUACCAACUCCUCAGGGUCCUGGAAUCCUUGAGGAGCAAUGAUUUGAACUAUUUCUUCUACUUCACCCGUGUGGAUGCAGGCAUGUUUGGCAUCUUUGACAAUGGGCAUCUGUUCAUCCGGGAUGCCAGUGCCCUAGGCAUCAUCGACAAGCAGGAAGGCAGCCAAGCAGCUGCCAGGAGCGGAGAGAACGAAGACAUUUUUAGCUGCCUGGUUUCUGGCUGCCAGGUCCAGCUCUCCUCCUGUGAUACCGUCCCUGAGAGGCAAAGCCUUGUGCUGGUGUGUCAGCAGCUGCUGCCUCAACUUCUUCGGGGAAAGUUUCCCUCCUCUGUGCAAAAGGAGAUAGACUCCGCUCUCAGCCUGUGUAGCAAGGAUACCAGCACAGACCUAGAAGUUCUUGGGGCCACCAGUCGGCUGAAGGACAUCUUGAGAUCUUUGAGAACCUGUGAUCCUAGAUUUGCCUACCGCUACCCAGACUGCAAGUAUAAUGAUAGAUUCUGAGUGGCUGAAGGGAAGAUCUGCAAGCUCCACGUGUCCCCAGUUGAGUUACUGCCAAAUUGUAAGAAGCAAUUCCGUUUUGAAUAUUUAAGGACAUUGAUUUCCUAAGAAACACACAAAACUUGUGGGAGAAACUCCGACACUGCAUGACCGACCUCAUUGGCUAGGACACCAUGGCUGAGUCAGGAAGUGGUCAUGGGAAGACCAGGUGUGAGCACUCAAUAUCUUUGAAGCUCCAUUUUCUGUAUAUUUUCCCAGACUUUUGCAAGUUUAAAGAAAACAGAGAUGUAAGGAGCCCAGAAACACAAUUGUCACCCACAAAGCAUGUUCCAGAAGCAUACGCAGAUAGGGCAAGUGAGAAAGUCCCGUGUGCUGGGAGGCUGGUGUAGGUAGCAGGCAGGGUGAAGGCGGGGCUUCGGGCCAUUGGAACUCAAGCCCCCCCAUUCCCACGCUCCUGCAUCUGUGAAGAGAAGAGACUAUUAGCCAAAAGGCUGUCCUCACCCACCACCAGCUCCUGAACUCUCUGGGCACUUGGGACUCCUUAUGUAUGUGCAGAAGUCACCUCAGGACAUGGAAAAGAGCCAAGGGUAAAAAGAGAAAGGGGACAACUGGGACCAAUGUGCUUGCUUUGAUCCUCUAAAAGCAAGGGUCAAAACCCAAUUACCUGAGUUUUCUUAGAGGAUAUGCAUACAGGGGAGGUAGAAGGAGGGAAACAGGCAAAAGCUGAAAGGUGAACUCAUGCUACAGUUUAACCAUCAGCAAAAUGUAGGCAAAGCAGGAAAGACUGUCUGGGCAUCUACAAGACCAAGACUGAGCCAUACACCAAAGGAGCCCCAUAUCUCCCAUGAAUAUGUCCACCUGUGUUCAGGGCUAGGCAGAAUAGGCUGUGGUAAGUGUGACUGCAGCUUAGUUGCAAAAACAGAUUUGAGAACACAGCAGCCUGCAGGCAUUAAACAAGUUCCAUUGCCAUUAUAGCUGCAGCCUGGGACCAGGGCUCGCUCUCUCUGCACGAGUUGAUGAGUCCUAGAACUCUCAUCCAAAUGGGGCCUUGCAAGUCAUUAUAAAAACAUUUGUUUUCAACCAAUGGAAUUCAUUUUACUCAACAACUACUUUCCUGUACCUUUAAAGUACAUGGCUUAUGGGUCUCUGUGCAUAAUAUUGUCUGCCCUCCAUAACAAUCACAAGGUCUCUUAGACCUUUAUCAGCCUCCCUACAAGGCCUCUACUUGUGGGGAUUGUUUGGUCUACCUCCUUUCUUCUACCUCUAAAUCAGAACCUUGGCAGUCAGAAUACCUGGCUUAACACGCCUCACUGCAUACAGAGAGCAACAGAGGCCCAGGGAGGCUGUGAUUGCUGAGAUACUGAUGAAACUCUCCCUACCAGUCCAUUCCCUAGUUCCCUUAUUCACCAGUCUCAGACUCUCAUCAUGAACUAUACAAUUCUAUUUUCAUUCACAUUUAAAGUUGAAUCCCAAGGAUCCCAUCUUGUGGUAUACCGGAUAGUCUUUCAAUGUUGCUCUUUCACAACUGCUCCAGAUAUUGUCCCAUGGCUACCACAGUAGUGAGGAUAACAGACCAAGCUGGUACCAUGCCUGAGAAGCUUUAAAACUGGUGUCCUCUGCUGGCUAUGGAGAAUGAAGUUUGACCACAUCUCCUACCUGCAUUAUCAUGAUUUUCUCUCCCUACUGACUUGCUCGAAUAUGUGAUUCUAGGCAGCCUUCUGACCAGAGAACCCAGAGAAGGGGCUAUAGCCUCAGACUCUCCAAGGAUGCACAGGGACAUAAGACUGCCCCCAGGAUCAGACCCCCUCAUGUCAGGAUCAGCCUAUCUCAAUAGAACCAUUACUUUUCCACAGAAGACUGUAAGCAACUUUGAUUUAGGCUCCACAGAGUUGAAAAAAUGGGACUUACAAUAACCCUCCUCUUACCUCUCUACUAUAUAUCUCUGGGGAAGGCAAGAAGGAGGGAAUGGGUCCUCUAUACCAGUGGUCUGGGACUCUGAAAAAUUACACUUCAAAAUCAUGGAGCAGCUAAAUCUAGGAAGGAAACACAGCCCUAGAUACCUACUGAGUCAAAACAAAGAAAUCCUUUGUCCUCUUUGAUAAAUACCCAGAAACAAGCACAGAACAAAACUACCUGAAUAUCCCCAGGAGGUGAGUGGAAGAUUGUUUUUAGUAUUAACUAAAACAAACGCUAUGGGUUUGUGCAGUUGAGUGUUUAUCUUCAGUUCAGGCCAAAGGAAGACAUAACCUUUCAGGCAGAGCCUAACACUUUGGAGUGACCCAGAAAUGGCUCCCCAUCUUUUGCAAGAUGAGAAGGUUAAGAAGUCCCUUACCCAUCCAUUUUGCAGGCAAAAGCAGACCUUUUCUUGCCAUCAUGAUCAAAGAUCAGACUGUCUCCUAGGUGCUCUCUCCAAACCAUAUUUUCCCUACUCACUCCCUGCCAUCUGUUGAUUCUCUGCCCAUCCUUCCUUGUGAUAGACACAGAACAGAGAUGCCAGGCCUCCCUCCACAAGAGACGCCUCUUCCUCCACUGCAGGAGUGCAGGUGGCAGGCAGCACUGACUGUCAGCCCUUUGGGCUCUGCCUUGGUCACUCUGUGACUUCACUUGAGACCACUCCUGUCCUAAGGCACAUCAAUACCUAGUCACUGGGCUUGUAAUGAAAUGUGUUGCCUCAACCAUUUUGACCCACUUAGCUAUAAACCAGAUGGGUAAUUUUUUGUUCUAAAACUCUACUUGCAUCAGACCAAGACUCUGCUGGGCCUGCAGCAUAGUCAAACUGACCCUGCCCCCCUCUUUUUUCUAUGAAUUCUUUUCACAGGUGUUGACUAAAUAAGCACCAAUGAGUGGCCAAGAUGGUUGUUCCACAAAAGCAUGUUCACGUCUUAAUCACAUCUUAAGCUGUGACAAUUGCCUAUAUGGGAAAAGAUGUGGUUAAGGAUCAUGGGACUGUACAGAAUUGUCUAGGUAGGUCUUAAAUGGAAGCCUGAGUGUCCUCAUAAGAUGGAGGCAGGAGGACUUUUGAGAGGGAAGAACCAGGGAUGUGAAGACAAACGUCAGUCAAGACUGGCACAAUGCUACUAUAAGGCAAGGAACUCUAACAGUCACCAGGAAGUGGCAAGGGAGGGAUCCUUCUGCCAGAUCCUCCAAAGGAACUAUGGCUCUCAUGAUACCCUGAUUUCAACCCAGUGAGACCCAGGAAUUGUGAAAGAAUACAAUUCUAUUGGGCUGCACCACCUCCUUCAUAGUAAUUUGGUUUAGCACUUGCAGGAAUCCAAUACACACUCUGAAGUCUACUGAAUAUUAGCAUCCAGAGAGCUUCUCCUACAACAUUCACCCACAGUCCUCUGUGAGCAAAUGGAAGGAAUACUUGAGUUAAGGAUGUACUGCAAUGGUAGAGUACUUGCCUGGCAAACUGGGGCCCUAGUUUCAUCCCCCAGUACAGCAAAAGCAUGGCCUGGUAUGGGGAAGUAUAGGAUGGAUCCUUAUCCAGAGCUGAGGACUACCUUCCUCCAAAACUCUAGACAUUAAUGAAGACCCUGCUCAGUCUUAUGAUUAUUCAGAGGCUUUCUUGAUAGUCCAGCUACCAGAGAGAACUUUCUGAACCUUGUCCCUGAAAUUCUGGUCUACAUGUUUGUGCCUCCUUUGAGUUUUGAGUUUGGCUUCAGGAGGAUCUGUGUCCUGCUUGCCAUCCAGCUCAGAGCUUCCUGAGGUUGGGGGGGUGUGAUGUGAAGAGCUUUGUGUUUUCCAAUAAAAAGGCAGGGCUAGACACAAAGCAGAGGCUAGGAAAUGCUCCUACUGAGAAUAAUGACUGUCUUCUUCAGCCCUUCCCUACACUGUGCAUGCACUAUCCUGGCUACCAAUCAGAGAGAGCCACUUCUCAAUAGCCAAGAGACAAGUGAGUCAGCAUGCAAGAGACUUCAACCGGAAGAGAAUUAUAAUCAGUUAUAUUCUACUGACUGGGAUUUUGAGUGGAGGCAUUAUUUUGCCUGUUUAUAUCAGCCACACCUUUUAGCCUGUAGGCUGGGCUGUUUGAUUUGUGGGAACCAAAGAAAAAUGGCAAUGUGAGAUGGAUCUAUUCAGAAACAGUUCAUAGUCAUAAGAAGAGACACCAAAGCUAAGCCGAGGCUCUUUGCCAUGUAGGUUACAGGCUCACCAAGUAGGCGAGGGCUGCAGAUACACUCCUUACACUUGGCAUUGAGUGUUGCUACCAUUUGUUGGAGGUUCCUUUACCUUCCACAGCCAAAGGGAGCAAGUGGAGGACAGAGGUGAAAUAUAAUACAUGCUUACAGCCUAUGAGAUCAGACUCAGGAGAGUGUAACAACACCCCAGCCCAUGAGUAUAACUGUACAGGAAUAUGCUGGUUUCAGUGGUUUGGUAAAUAUGGUAAUUGUUGAGUCUCCUGCCUGUGGUCUUUGAACACCUAAACCUGAACAUUUUCUCUGGAGUUAAGAUAAAUGCUAUGAAAAAAAUAAAUUCUAUGUUGUUUACCUUU